Anarrhichthys ocellatus (wolf-eel) is the source of this 1751-nucleotide messenger RNA. It is a transcript of the gene rax, whose product is annotated as retinal homeobox gene 3. Gene Ontology annotation, molecular function: DNA-binding transcription factor activity, RNA polymerase II-specific; RNA polymerase II cis-regulatory region sequence-specific DNA binding. The coding region runs from base 150 to 1079 and encodes 309 amino acids. NCBI's taxonomy places the organism in Eukaryota, Metazoa, Chordata, Actinopteri, Perciformes, Anarhichadidae. The record is from RefSeq and is a predicted model, not a curated record. The transcript is spliced from 3 exons. Gene Ontology annotation, biological process: positive regulation of transcription by RNA polymerase II.
GCAAGACAGGCUUCCUGGUGUGCGUCUUCUGCUCAAGUGUUCCACUCCGCUCUGGUUUGCAAUUUACAACUUUGCCAAAACACAAAGAGCAGCGAUACAUUUGUAAAGAAGUUGUGUAAUUGUGACCAUUUUUUGGACCUCACCGACCAAUGUGGCUUCUUGGAUCAACUUCCCAAGUGAUGAUGAUGAUGGAUGAGCGCCUGUCUCCCUCCGCACGCUGCGUCCAGAGCCCGGGGGACAAUCCGUCCACAGUCCACAGCAUAGAGGCGAUUCUGGGAUUUAAAGAGGACACCAUCUUCCACAAAUCGGCCUGCUACAGCAUGACAGAGAAAGCCCUGGGCAAAGAUGCUGAACGGAAUGUAAUGAUGACCCCUCUAAAAAAAGGCCACUCCUCGGAAAGUUUUGACAGUGUUUGUUGCGCAAACGGUGCCGUCGAAGCUUCGGUCUGCCCGGACUCCCCGGACGGGGACGGCAAACUGUCCGACGAUGAAAACCCGAAGAAGAAACACCGUCGGAACCGGACAACGUUCACCACCUUCCAGCUUCACGAACUGGAGAGAGCUUUCGAAAAGUCCCACUACCCGGACGUGUACAGCAGAGAGGAGCUGGCGCUGAAGGUCAACCUGCCAGAGGUCCGAGUGCAGGUUUGGUUUCAAAACCGGCGGGCAAAGUGGCGUCGGCAGGAGAAGCUGGAGGUGAGCUCCAUCAAGCUCCAGGACACCUCUUCCUCCUUGCUCUCCUUCAGCCGCUCUCCCACCAGCUCCCUGUGCUCCAGUCUGCAGCUGGACCCCUGGCUUUCCACCCCGAUCACCACCUCCACCUCCCUGCAGUCCCUCCCGGGCUUCAUCACAGGCUCGCAAGGCCUCCCAUGCACUUACACCCCUUCUCCUCCGCCUUCCAUGUCGGCCUCCUUCCUCAACUCCCCUGCCCUGGGACACAGCCCUCACCUGCCCCACAUGGGCUCCAUGUGCCCUCCGCCCCCCGCGUACCACUGCUCAGCUGACCCAAGGAACUCUAGUAUUGCCUCACUGAGGAUGAAGGCCAAGGAACAUAUUCAGUCUAUUGGGAAGACGUGGUGAUGCCGAGUGGAGGUUAAAAAUGGACAAUUGAAACCCAGAAUGCAUCGUCCUGCAUCUUUUGAGAAGCAGACUUCAUCGUCAUGCAGACGGGAUUGUUAUUUUGAAAGAGUGAAAUCUACAGUCGACAUCCAGGAUAAAGAGACAUCGUCGUCACUUAUAAGGGUAACCCUUUUCCUCUCCCAUUAAGUAGAACAUAAGCAGUAUGUGAACAUUGAAUAAAUGGUUUAUGACACACUAUAAUGAAGUAGAUGUAAGUGUUUGUAAGAGGCGGAGGUAGUAAGAGAUAAUAAAUAACAUGAUAGUGCGUUGUUGUAAUAUGUCUUCAUAGGAGAAGUUCUAAUUGACAAAGACUGUACAUUAAUUAACACUUCAAAAAUAUCCUAAGAUGCUCACGGCUUCAUUAUAAAGUGUUAGAAACCAUUUGUUAAAAGUUUGUAGUGCUUAUAAAUGCAAAACAAAGGGACUUAAAGUAAAGUGUCACCCUUAUAAGCAUCGAUCUAAAUCUGUGACACUAACUGUGAAAUUCCUGUGAAAAUAUGAAAUGAAUGAACACUGAUGAUCUGGUGUUUUUCUUUAUCUUUGCUGAAAGUUGCGCUUACUGUUAAGUUUUACAUUUGUUCAACCUGGUAUCGUUCUUAUCCAGUGUUCUGUUGCCAAUACAACGAGUCCAUU